This is a messenger RNA of Beauveria bassiana ARSEF 2860, 1749 nucleotides long. Its product is annotated as rhomboid family protein. Gene Ontology annotation, molecular function: serine-type endopeptidase activity. NCBI's taxonomy places the organism in Eukaryota, Fungi, Ascomycota, Sordariomycetes, Hypocreales, Cordycipitaceae. Gene Ontology annotation, cellular component: membrane. The transcript has a single exon. The record is from RefSeq and is a predicted model, not a curated record. The coding region runs from base 1 to 1749 and encodes 582 amino acids.
AUGAGUUUUUUCCUGUGCGCUCCGGCUCGUCCGCUGGUGACUGGUGCUGCGGCUGUACUACGAAGGGCGGAGAAGCCAUUUCGACAGUCGGCAAUUCUUGGUGUGGCCGGGUCGACCUCGCGAUGGAUGUCAAUUCUCGGUAGUCGGCAGCCAUGGUCGAUACACCAUAAGCAUUCGGCCGCUUGGCGCCAGGCAUCGGUCACGGCCCAACCACAUUGCUGCCAAAGGACCUUGUUUUCUUACCACAGAAUAAGGGACUACGAGCAGCUACCGAAAGACUACCAGGAUAAGAUCGGGCUGCCAUUCAGCAGUAAGGAUAUCACGCAGACCGAGGUGCAGCGCAUCUUUGGUACCGGUAUGAAGACGGAUGCCGCGAAUUACCUGCUGCGGGUGCUCCACGGCCGCCGCAUAGCUGGCACGCUCGACGACCCCGCGUACGCCGUCAACACGAUGCAGUUUACAGACAAGCAGGUGGCAAGAGCCCUGGCUUACUUACGGAAAAAGGUACCGGUCGAAGAGGUUCGCAACGCAGGGCUGCGCGCCGAGGACGAGCUGGCACAGAUGGAGGAAUUGGCCAUCGCAAAACAGGCGAAGGAGGGCAAGGCCGAUGACUCAAUAGCGGAUGUCGAGACAAGGGUGCCAUAUACGGAGGACCCAAUCUACGGACACAGCACAUUCGACCAGAUCAGAGCAACGAAUCGAGCGAAGCAAAAAGCAAGAGAUUUGGCGGAGGCAAAGGAGCGGCAGGAAAGAGAAGAGCGCGAAGGCAUUGUCUCGGGCACGCUGGCAGAGCGGGAUCAAGUUGAUAUCGGCGGCAAGACGAGAGCGAUCACCAACCCCAAAAUCCAAGCAUACUACGAUGCAGCGCAAUCGGACCUGGAAGAGCCGCCACAAAUGUCGGCAGCAGCAAGAAUAUUGCCGUCUGCUGUAAUCACAGCGCUGGUACUCGGGCUCUUGGCUGCUAUUAGCAUGGUCUACGAAGAGCCAGCGGAUCGGUACCGUCUGAUUCCCGAGCUGUCAACGUCGCAGGCGACCGUGGCGGUGCUCGUCGGCGUCAACCUGUUGGUGUACAUGGCAUGGAAAGUGCCGCCACUGUGGAAGUACCUCAACAGGUCAUUUAUAGUAUCCGUCGCAACACCGCGCCCAUUGGCCAUGUUUACGACCAUAUUUUCGCACCAGACGCUAAGUCACCUGCUGGCCAAUAUGCUGCCAUUGAUGCUUGUUGGUCCUGUGCUGCACGACGAAAUGGGGCGGGCUAGCUUUCUAACACUAUUCUUUGCGUGCGGCUCGCUGAGUUUUGUCGGGUCGCUGGCAACGUAUACGCUGCGCGGCAUGCUCGGCACAACGACGAUUGGCGGGUCGGGCGCAAUGCUGGGCUUAUGUGCGGCCUACUUUUGGGAGCACCGCAUGGACGGUUUCAAAUUCCUCGGGCUGCCGGAGAAUGGCGUCCACGGGAUCAUAUUUUUGGCAGGCCUGCUGGCGCUUCAGCUCGCGGGAAUAGGCAAGGCCUUGUCGCGCAAGAUUGACCUGGCGAGCCAUCUGGCAGGCUUCGCAGCAGGCAUGGCGGGCAUCGAAGCGCUCCAGCGGACGAAAAGACAGAGGCACCAUAACGAGGGCGAAGGAAGGAGCGUAAUUGAAGUUUUUCUCUGGCUGAAGCCGUGGCUGCAGUCGCGUGUGGAGGCGAACCGAGCAGCAGCAGCAGCAGCAGCAGCGGCCGCAGCCGCGGCUGAUGGGGCGAAGAAGAGGUGA